CCCCUCUCUGCACCCCCUCCCCUUGCAGGCCCCAGUCGUCCCUGCACCCAGCCCUUUGGGCGGGGGCUCUUGCUGCUCAGAGGAGGUUGGCUGCACAUUGCCUCCGCCCCGGCUCUCGCACAGCGCUCCUCUGGGAGUAACCCCGGGGGGCAUCUCCAGCGCGCACCCCGCAGAGGGACAAAAGCUGCGGAGUAAUUUGUGCUGCACGCUAGGUGGUGCCGGGGUGUCAGGGCGCUCUGGAGCCGGAGGGUCUUUUCAAACUACUGUUUGCCCUGUUGCUAUUAUAAAUACAGCGGGAUGGAGCUGGUUCUCUGUGUUGGAAAAACGGAUGGAAAAAGCCGUGAAGAAAGAAGCUGGAGCACUGCUGGGUCUGCUUUUAUCUGUUCAAAAUACUUCCCCUAGCUUCACAUAGGUCUACAGUUACUUGGAAACUGGAGCCAUUUUAGGAAUGAACAAGUGCCUUCUGUACAUUCAAAAUGAGUACUUUGCCUCCUGUGCCGAUACAGCGUCCAAAGGCACAUCCCAGCUUCACAGAGCAGAUGGUUUGCCCUUCAAUAAAACUUGCAAGGAUUCAUAUGAUCAAAGACAAAGAUGCCAUAGAUCAUUAUUUGGCGAUGAAUAUCAAAGGGUUGUCAAAGCAAGAGGCUGCUGCUUACAGGAAUUCAUACAAGAAGAACAUCUGCAUAGACAUGCUGCGACAGGGUUAUCACAAGUCCUUCUCUGAGCUCUUCACUCUGAUACAGAAGUGGAAUGCCUUGAGGGAGGCUUCAGGCCCUGGGUCAGCCAUAUGGCUGCAUAAGUCCCUGGAGGAGCAGCCUGAUAAGCUGGAUCAGCUUCACCAUUUCCUGACCAGGGCUGAAGCAGCCCAACGAGCAGAGUAUUAUGAGGAGGUAUACAAUAACCAACUUCAUUUGGCCUACUGCUUCAACAACCCUGUGGACAAAUGGUUAAGGAAUUACUUUUAUGAACAAUGCUUUAAUACUGCUAUACUGAUCAAAGUUGAUGGUGGGAAAAAAGAGGCGGAAGCACAUGCAAAUAUGGGCCUUGUCAAUGAGGAACAAGGUCAGUUCAUGAAAGCUGCAGAGCAUUAUGAAGCAUUCCAUCAAUUGACACUGGGGCGGAUGUGGAAGGAUGAGACAGGCCAUACUUACAACUCACUGGCCUGUGAGCAUCUCUGGAGAAUUUAUACAUUACUAGCAGACAAAAUGCUAGAAAAUAAAGAACACCAACAGGCCAUCAAAACUCUAAUAAAAGCUUUUGAAAUGGCAAAAAAAGGAAGUGACAAGAAGAUGGAAGGAGAAGCUGCCUAUUGCUUAGGACUAGCCUAUCAUUCUGCUGGACAAGAACAGACUGCAAUAAUAAAUUUGAACGCCUACAAAGAAAUCUCCACAGAACUUUGUGAUGUUGUUGGUCUCGGUAGAGCAUAUCAAGCUAUAGCCAAGGUCCUGGUAAGCCAGGGAAAAGUGACUGAGGCUAUUGAGUACUUGGAAAAGUUUGUGACAGUUUCCAAGAGUGCUCAUCUAAACCAGAGUCUCGUGGAUGCAUGCAUAUUCCUUGGAGAUAUUUACAAUGAAAGAGGGAACUAUUACAAAGCUUGUGAAUAUUUCAGUCAGGCUUUUGAGGCAGCAAACACUCUGACUGAGUUGCCCUUGGUGGAUGAAACAAAGGUUUAUUACGGCAUUGCAAAAGCUCAUAACAUGAUGGUGGCAGUUAACAGUCGUACAGAAUCUGCAGAUCACGUCAACAUUGAGUACCUGCUGGCAUGGAAGGAGAACAGAAGUGACAUGUGCAAUGACCCUUUUACAGUUGAGCUCGCUAAAGACACAAGUAAUGUUUUGGAAACCAAUGAAAUAUGUCUGCAGACCCCAGUUCAAGAAGCUCUCGGAGAAUUCCAGCUCACCGGACAAUAAGUUCUCAACCUGUUUGAUAAAGUCAAGAAGAUCCUUGUUAGAAAACACAGAAAAACUUUUGGAGUUUCAGUGUGUAAUUUUAAAAGGAGCACAGAGUUUCAGUACAAGGGGCCAACAACCGUAGGUCUUUGUAUAACUGGUAUCAGGUUCAGUAUGUGUCAUAAAGUUUUUUAUCUUAACUCCCUAGCAUUGUUGAAAUAAAAUACAAAAGGAACAGUUGCAUGAUAAAGGCAAAUUGCUAUAUUUACCUAUUACAUAAUUUGUCCUACAAUGUAUCUCCUGCGAGAUGCUGAGCAGGUUUAACUCCCAUUGAAGUCAACGGGCAAGGGAGUUGAGGAGGCUCAGCACCUUGUAAGAUCAGCCUCUAAACAUAUAUGCUACAUGUACAUUAAAAUCUAGCAUUUUCUGCAA
Molecule: messenger RNA, 2321 nt
Organism: Pelodiscus sinensis (Chinese soft-shelled turtle)
Lineage: Eukaryota; Metazoa; Chordata; Testudines; Trionychidae
Source: RefSeq, a predicted model, not a curated record